Cuscuta campestris is the source of this 288-nucleotide messenger RNA. Lineage: Eukaryota; Viridiplantae; Streptophyta; Magnoliopsida; Solanales; Convolvulaceae. The record is from the annotation of a GenBank genome assembly.
CUGACUAGGAUACCCCGGUCGGAAAACGCUGAUGCAGAUAUGCUUUCAAAAUUGACACAAGCCUGCCCGGAGCAUGUGUCGAAGUUGGCGAAAAUUGAGAUCAUGGACGUGCCGAGUACAGACCGGUUUGAAAUCGCGGCUAUCCAACCGGGCCAGAAUUCGGAUACCGGGACAAUCGGAGCAGAUGAUGACUGGAGGUACGAUCUCAUGGAAUAUUUGGAGACCGGUCAGAAACCGGAUGACGAGGAACGGGCCAGGAAGGUGGUCCUGCGGGCUCCCCGUUUUCAG